AUGCGGGGGGGAGGACACGGCAUCCCACAAUCUCCUACCACCUCAAGUCGUCGUUGCAAGAUCAAGCAACAAACCAUGUCAUACUACCUCUCCCUGGUAAUCAGCGGCGAAGGCAAAGACCCCAAGCAUCGAUCUCACUGGGCAUUCGCAAUCCACCAGCCGGCACACAUCGUCGGUGAUCUGCUGCACGUCCGGCCCAUUGAUUUAGGGCGUCUGUGGUACGAAUUCGAACAUCGCUCGGACUCGGACCUCAUUCUGGUGGAUGCGAUCGGAUUGGCCAAGAUUGCAGAGCUGGGUGGCUCACAGCGCCUGCAAGCGAUCAGCGUGAUCAGAGAUGAGACGGCCCCGAAGGAUGGCGUGAGAAGAUGCCAGGAUUGGGUCUUUAGUGCUUUGAUCGCGCUGGAGGUGGAGGAACUCGUUCCGGCUGGGACGUCCGAGUUGUGGAAAGGACUAAUGGGGAGAACUGCAACGGAGGUCGAGAAGGCUGUUGGACCGAAAUGGACGAGUUUCCGUGGAUGUCAUAGCUCGCUGAGAUAG
This is a messenger RNA of Aspergillus bombycis, 537 nucleotides long. RefSeq lists its product as uncharacterized. The record is from RefSeq and is a predicted model, not a curated record. NCBI's taxonomy places the organism in Eukaryota, Fungi, Ascomycota, Eurotiomycetes, Eurotiales, Aspergillaceae. The transcript has a single exon. Bases 1 to 537 code for a protein of 178 amino acids.